CCUUCAGGUUCUUUUAUGGCGUCAAUGUCCAAAAUUAAGUCCCACGAAAUAUAUGAAAUACCAAACGUAUUAAAUGAAUGCUCUGAAACUGAGAGUCACUUGUAUCUGACAGGUCCACGUGUCACAGAUGAUGGCAGUAUUAUUACAUCGCAGGUAGCUCCUGAAAGUUCCUUCGGCCUUUUCGAAAAUGCACAUAUAGACUAUAAAAGGCAAGAUUUUUCAGAUUCCAUUUCCAAUAGAAGAAAAACUCAUAUUGGCAUAUACGAAAUACUCAAUAAAAAAAAAAAUUUGGAGAGUUCUAGUUUGAAGAAUUUUGUACAAAACGAAGUUCAAGAUGAAACGACACUACAGCGUUACCAUCGACUUCGCGCCGAAGUCAGUGAGUUUAUUGACCAACUUCGUUCUGAGCGAGACAACGCGUCAUCAGUUACACAGUCUCCCAGUGAGUCUCAGAAGAAUGUCCAGCCAAUGGAUUUGGCCUCUAUCACAGACACCAUGUUUCAACUUCAAUCCGAUCUUUUGGCGGAGGCUAGAAAAACGGGGAUUACUAUGGACUCGCUUUUAGACGAUUCGUCUUUGUCGCAAUCUUUUGUGCAAACAGAUCUUACUAAGCAGCUGAUACAAAAAAUUCACACAUUUUCAGAUGCUUUGUGUAGUUCAACGGUUACCUGCCAAAAUUCAGAAUUUGCGAAUGAAUCUGAUAUGAUUCAGUACGAGUUGUAUUUGCGCAAGGACACAAGCAAACAAAUUAAGCUGGCAAAGUUAGCUGAUUUAGAGCAGCGAUUAUCUGAUCUCGAGCAUGUGGUCUACGGAAGUCAAAAUCCGAUUCACUCGAGAGCUGAACACAAAUUUGGAAAAAAAAGUUUAGUCGAGUUUGUGGAGGAAUUAAGUGCAAAAGUAGAUCUGUUAGACGACCAAACGAUUGAUCGGCUUUUAGACCGACUUUCUGUUUUGAGGGAGUCUUAUGCAUGCGUGAAGGCGCUGGAUGAUGAGCGGGAGGCCUCGGACAAAUGGGGUGUAGAAAAAACUCAGGUCGGCAAGUUAUUCAAGUCGUUGGAUCAGGUGAAUGAAAUCUCCUCUCAGCUUUCUUUCACGAUCAAGCGGUUGAGGCAGUUGAGGAGCCUUCAUGAAGGGGUGUCUGAGCACAGUCGACAAAUACAGAGUAUUCGGCUGGGACAAGUAGAAAUAGGGAGGACAAUUAAAAAAAAUGGAUUGGCGUUGUCUCAGUUAGAGGAGUGCCUAUCAAGAAGCAUGAAAACGAUAGAAGGAAAUUUACAGAUCGUCGAAGGUCGAAUAUCUCAGAUAAGCUAUCAGCUAGCAAGAAGGGAUAGGUAGGCAGAGAAAAGGAUAACUUUAAAUAAAAGCUUACGUGUCACGGAUAAA
Molecule: messenger RNA, 1383 nt
Organism: Schistocerca gregaria
Lineage: Eukaryota; Metazoa; Arthropoda; Insecta; Orthoptera; Acrididae
Product: dynactin subunit 2-B-like
Exons: 5
Coding region: 16-1335 (439 amino acids)
Biological process (GO): mitotic spindle organization
Cellular component (GO): dynactin complex; cytoplasm
Source: RefSeq, a predicted model, not a curated record